CAGGGUUUUGCAGGGUGGGGGACGGUCGCGGGGCAGUUCCGUCCGGGAGGGGGCGGGCGUGAGGCGCGCCGGCCGCCCGAGGGGCUGCAGACCCCGGCUCCCGCGAGCGCCGCGGCUGCCUCUUCUGUUCCAUGUGGCUCCGGCGGGGAUGGAGGACUCGGUGGCGGCGGCGGCUGCUGCUGCGGCGGCGAUGGAGGAGCGGCUCUGAGGAGGGAACGGGGCCAGACUCAGCCCGACAGCGGGACUGGAGUCCUCCAGAAUACACAUCAUAGAGCCCCUGCGGUGGAAUGGUGAUGUCUCCAUGAGGGAACCUCCUCUAACUCAUCCUGUCAUGUAUAUCAUAGAGUUAUUGACUGGGCCAUUCAUCUACGAUGGGAUUUACCCUGUGAGACAGGGAGAAGACUAAUGGACCCCAAACAUUUCAAGUUGUAGUUGAGUUUUUUUUUUUUUUUUUAAGUACAGACAUUCAUGCAAAGCUGCUUUGCCCUGGACCCUCUGCUUUGUUAAAGCUACUCUGUUGCUAACCCAUAAUUGCUCACGUGUAUAUUGACUGAUCAUCAUGGCUUCAGUUUGGAAGAGACUGCAGCGUGUUGGGAAACACGCGUCCAAGUUCCAGUUUGUGGCCUCCUACCAGGAGUUGAUGGUGGAGUGUACCAAGAAAUGGCAACCAGAUAAACUGGUGGUGGUUUGGACAAGAAGAAGCCGGAGGAAGUCUUCUAAGGCUCAUAGCUGGCAACCUGGAAUAAAAAAUCCAUACCGGGGUGUUGUAGUAUGGCCUGUUCCUGAAAACAUUGAAAUCACUGUAACACUUUUUAAGGAUCCUCAUGCAGAGGAAUUUGAAGAUAAAGAAUGGACAUUUGUCAUAGAAAAUGAAUCCCCUUCUGGUCGAAGGAAAGCUCUUGCUACUAGCAGCAUCAACAUGAAACAGUAUGCAAGCCCUAUGCCAACUCAGACUGAUGUCAAGUUAAAGUUCAAGCCAUUAUCUAAAAAAGUUGUGUCUGCCACUCUCCAAUUUUCAUUAUCUUGCAUUUUCCUCAGGGAAGGAAAAGCCACGGAUGAAGAUAUGCAAAGUUUGGCUAGUUUGAUGAGUAUGAAGCAAGCAGAUAUUGGGAAUUUAGAUGACUUUGAAGAAGAUAAUGAAGAAGACGAUGAGACCCGAGUGAACCAAGAAGAAAAGGCAGCAAAAAUUACAGAAAUUGUAAAACAAUUGAAUGCUCUGAGCAGCUUAGAUGAAGAUCACGAUGACUGCAUUAAGCAAGCAAAUAUGCCUUCAGCUAAAUCAGCCAGUUCUUCUGAAGAACUUAUCAACAAACUUAACUUUUUAGAUGAAGCAGAAAAGGACUUGGCCACUGUGAAUUUAAAUCCAUUUGGUGAUCCUGACGUAGCAGAAUUAAAUCCCUUUGGAGAUCCAGACUCAGAAGAACCAAUCACUGAAGCUGCUUCACCUAAAAAAGCAGAAGAAUCCUUUUACAACAGUUACAGUCCCUAUAAAGAGGUACAGACUCCACAGUAUUUGAACCCAUUUGAUGAACCGGAUACCUUUGUAAUGCUAAAGGAUUCUCCUCCCCAAUCAACAAAAAGGAAAAACAUAAGACCCGUGGAUAUGAGCAAGUAUCUCUAUGCUGAUACUUCUAAAACUGAAGAAGAGUUGGAUGAAUCAAAUCCUUUUUAUGAGCCUAAACCAACUCCUCCAACCAAUUUAGUAAAUCCGAUUCAAGAACUGGAAACUGAAAAGAGAGUGAAAAGAAAAGCUCCAGCCCCACCAGCCAUCUUACCAAAAGCAGAAGGAGUGCAGGAAAACACAAUUGUUUCUGCAGGAAAAGACCUCUCUACUUCUCCUAAGCCAAGUCCUAUACCAAGUCCUGUUUUGGGGCGAAAGCCAAAUGCUAGUCAGUCAUUGCUUGUGUGGUGCAAAGAAGUUACAAAAAACUAUCGGGGAGUGAAAAUCACUAAUUUUACUACAUCGUGGAGAAACGGUUUAUCUUUUUGUGCAAUCUUACACCACUUUAGACCAGAUUUGAUUGACUACAAGUCUCUGAAUCCUCAAGAUAUUAAAGAAAACAACAAAAAGGCAUACGAUGGAUUUGCCAGCAUAGGAAUUUCCCGAUUAUUGGAACCUUCGGAUAUGGUUUUAUUAGCAAUCCCUGACAAAUUGACGGUGAUGACCUAUCUGUACCAAAUAAGGGCACAUUUCAGUGGCCAAGAACUAAAUGUUGUUCAGAUAGAAGAAAACAGCAGUAAAAGCACAUACAAAGUUGGAAACUAUGAAACAGACACAAACAGCUCUGUUGAUCAGGAAAAAUUCUAUGCGGAACUUAGUGACCUGAAGCGGGAGCCUGAACUGCAUCCGCCUACCAGUGGAGCAGUAGACUUCUUAUCCCAGGAUGACUCUGUGUUUGUUAAUGAUAGUGGGGUCGGAGAGUCAGAAAGCGAACAUCAGACCCCUGAUGAUCACCUUAGUCCAAGCACAGCCUCCCCUUACUGUCGCAGGACUAAAAGUGACACAGUGGAGCCCCAAAAGUCCCAGCAGAGCUCGGGAAGGACUUCAGGAUCCGAUGACCCUGGAAUAUGUUACAGUGCAGAGUCAACUCAUGUACAAGUUUUGUUAGGCAAGAAAAGACUACUAAAAGCUGAGACUUUAGAAUUAAGUGACUUAUAUGUCAGUGACAAGAAGAAGGAUGUUUCUCCACCCUCAGUUUGUGAGGAGACAGACGAGCAAAAGCUUCAGACUCUAGAUAUCAGUAGUAACUUAGAGCAAGGAAAAUUAGACCAUUUCCGACCUUUGGAAUGUGGAUCAGAUCCUGAAUCACCUGUCAAAAAAACAACUUUAUCUCCAUCUUCUAAGCUUGGAUACUCAUAUAAUAAAGAUGUAGACCUUGGAAAGAAUAAAUAUACUUCCCUGAAGCAGACGGAAUCUGAUCCCGAUACUGAUAAAUCCACGCUCAAUCAUGCAGAUUAUUCUGUAAAGACAGUUCAGCAUCGAAUGUUAUCCAGACAAGAAGAGCUUAAAGAAAGAGCAAGAGUUCUGCUAGAGCAAGCAAGAAGAGAUGCAGCAGUAAAGGCAGGAAAUAAGCAGAAUAGCAGUGCAGCCACUCCACUCUGCACCAAGCAGCUAAGUGAUCAGCAAGAUGAAGAGCGACGUCGGCAGCUGAGAGAGCGAGCUCGUCAGCUAAUAGCAGAAGCUCGAUCUGGAGUGAAGAUGUCAGAACUUCCCAGCUAUGGUGAAAUGGCUGCAGAAAAGUUGAAAGAAAGGUCAAAGGCAUCUGGAGAUGAAAAUGAUAAUAUUGAGAUAGAUACUAACGAGGAGAUUCCUGGAGGCUUUGUUGUGGGAGGUGGAGAUGAACUUACUAACUUAGAAAAUGACCUUGAUAUUCCUGAACAAAAUGCUAAGUUGGUGGACUUGAAGUUAAAGCAGCUCCUAGAAGUUCAGCCACAGGUGGCAAAUUCACACUCUGGUGCUGCCCAGAAAGCUGUAGCUGAGAGCUCGGAACAUGACACUAAGAAUGGCACAGAUGAGCUCCGGACUGAAAGAUUACAAAAAGCAACAGAACGUUUUAGAAACCCUGUUGUGUUCAGCAAGGAUUCAACAAUCAGGAAAACUCAACUUCAGUCUUUCAGUCAGUAUGUAGAGAAUAGACCAGAGAUGAAAAGGCAGAGAUCAAUACAGGAAGAUACAAAGAAAGGAAAUGAGGAGAAGGCAGCGAUAACUGAAACUCAGAGGAAGCCAUCAGAAGAUGAAGUGCUUAAUAAAGGGUUCAAAGACACCAGUCAGUAUGUUGUAGGAGAAUUGGCAGCACUAGAGAAUGAGCAAAAGCAAAUUGACACCCGUGCCGCGCUGGUGGAGAAGCGCCUUCGCUAUCUCAUGGACACAGGAAGGAACCCAGAAGAAGAAGAAGCUCUGAUGCAGGAAUGGUUUAUGUUAGUUAAUAAGAAAAAUGCCUUAAUAAGAAGAAUGAACCAGCUCUCUCUCCUGGAAAAAGAACAUGAUUUAGAACGAAGGUAUGAGCUGCUGAAUCGAGAAUUGCGUGCAAUGCUGGCCAUUGAAGACUGGCAGAAGACCGAGGCCCAGAAGCGUCGCGAGCAACUCCUGCUGGAUGAGCUGGUGGCCCUGGUGAACAAGCGGGACGCGCUCGUCAGAGAUCUGGACGCGCAGGAGAAGCAGGCCGAAGAAGAGGAUGAGCAUCUGGAACGAACUCUGGAGCAAAACAAAGGCAAGAUGGCCAAGAAAGAAGAGAAAUGUGUUCUGCAAUAGCAGCCGAAGGAGUAUCUUUCCCAGCAUUUUAGAGUCUUGGGUCCCCAGAUCAGUAAAAGUCACACUCCUUGUUAAUUUAAACUUUUAAAACAUUUGCUGGGCUGGAUUGUACUUCUUUAGCACCACACCACCAUCUCUUUGCCUCCCUCCUUUUCAGAUAAUAUACAGAACUCCAAAUUGCUUUAAGGAUUUUUGAGUGUGAGUUAAAUCACUUCCUUGAAAUCUUGUGAAAUUGAUUUGCACACACCCCUAGUGAGUGAUUUGUAUUGGGAGUGUUGGGAAACUGUUCAAAAAAGAAAAAGAAAAAAAAUCCUUCCUCUUUUUCCCUCUGUUUGGGAAGUACAUUUGGAAACAUUUUUAUUGUUGUUGUUAAUAGCAUAAUGCUGGGGGGGAGGGGUAAAAAGGGAGAUAAAAUUGUCAUGGAUGAUUUUUUUCCCAGUCCUGCCAUCUGUAACACUGACUCUGUUGCCUAAAUUUUAUAGUUAGAUCAUACUCAAUCUACUUAUUAAACUGUGUUGUAUUUACCAGUGGGAUUUCUGCAGUUGUUUUACGUUUCACUGUGAGGGUAAUAGAGUUCCUCUCCUCUGCUUUCCUCAGAGGAUGGCCUUUUAACACAGAUAAGUCCUGUGAUUUGAAGGUUGAGCUAUGAGGAUAGGACUAAUUGACAUGCAUCAGUUUACAAAGACAGUCUUAUCAUCUGAGAAUGCGCCAUCUUUUUCUCUGGAUAAUUAUUUAUUACAUCUAGCUUGGUUCCUGCAUUUUGUUGGAUUUCAACAUUGGCUCAAGAAUGCUGUUAAUAUUUAUUCUGUAUUGAUAAAAGUCUGUUUUUGCCACUAUGAGUAAAUCCCCCAAUUAAUAUUUUCUUCUCUAGCAUAGCACUGUCAUUUUUGUGUGAAAAUGGUUAUCUGUUUAUUUAUUAUAAAAACUGAGUCAUAUAUAAAUUUUCAAUAAAAACAAACUUUCUUACCUUAAA
Messenger RNA from Sorex fumeus (smoky shrew), 5225 nucleotides. It is a transcript of the gene EHBP1, whose product is annotated as EH domain binding protein 1. Gene Ontology annotation, molecular function: protein binding. NCBI's taxonomy places the organism in Eukaryota, Metazoa, Chordata, Mammalia, Eulipotyphla, Soricidae. The transcript has 25 exons. The record is from RefSeq and is a predicted model, not a curated record. The coding region runs from base 560 to 4252 and encodes 1230 amino acids.